AUGGACGAACCUUCUUCUUCUUCCUCCUCCUUUUCAGCCUCCGCCGUGCUCAGCCGCAGCCCGGCCAUCGACCGCCACAAUCCCAUCAUCACCGACUCCCGGCGGUCCGUCUCAUCGCCCACUCACCCACCGCCACGUGUCCCCAACAAGAGCAAGAAGAAAAACAGCAUUAACGCUACUAAUAACAAACAGAAAACCAUCCCACCAAAGGAAAAUACUCGAAAGCCCGAAGUUAAAGAAUCGAACUUGAAAAUUACUACUGUAUUGAAGAAAAGCACCUGCAACUGGAAUUUUACCGGGCCCGGCGGGUUCAUAAGCCCGCCGGGCUCGACUAGGUACUUGCUGGGCGAAAACGUGUUGUUUGAGAACUUAUCGGAUUUGGGCCCGGCCCAAAAGAUAUUCCCUGAUGAGCCCAAGAAGGUGAAUGCAGCAAAGUCUCCAUCUUUAGCAGAUUGCUGCACUGAAAAGGUUGUUGUUCUGAGAGUGUCUUUGCAUUGCAGAGGGUGUGAGAGGAAAAUGAGAAAGCAUUUAUCAAGAAUGGAAGGUUUGUUAUGCAAAUAA
This is a messenger RNA of Striga hermonthica, 561 nucleotides long. Lineage: Eukaryota; Viridiplantae; Streptophyta; Magnoliopsida; Lamiales; Orobanchaceae. The record is from the annotation of a GenBank genome assembly.